Messenger RNA from Lactuca saligna, 399 nucleotides. The record is from the annotation of a GenBank genome assembly. NCBI's taxonomy places the organism in Eukaryota, Viridiplantae, Streptophyta, Magnoliopsida, Asterales, Asteraceae.
AUGGCUGGAGAGAAAGGAGGAGGUAAAGAGACUGGAGGAGCCCAUCUUAAAAGGGUGGAAUCUUUGGAAUUGGAGCUAGGAACAUUGUAUGAUCGACUGGAGAACCAAGGGAAUCAGAUUCAACACCAAGCUGAUUCCAUAGCUUCAAUCCAGUUGAAGAUGGACCAACAUCAGUUGAAGAUGAACCAAAAGAUGGAGGAAAUCUUGGGUGCCUUGUCCAAAAAUCGAACUACAACCCACCAUGGGAAGACCACCGUGGAGGAACAACCUAGCAUGUCACCAAUUCCGUCCAUCGAAGAAACACCCAAGGUCUACAGCGGAGCGUCACACAGUGACGUCGGAGGAAUCAGAGGCGGAAACGGGGGCGGAGAAUGCCACACCGGGGGAACCAACUGGUAA